CUUUUUAUUAUAUAUAUAUAUAUAUUAAACAUGACACUCACAACGGCGACUAGUUAUGACUUAAAAAAGGCACACGACGAUAACCAGAUAUUGUGUGUCAAUUUCAAUCAAGACUUUAGCUGUAUUUCUGUAGGUACGGCUACAGGAUAUCGUAUUUAUCAUUGUGAUCCAUUUCAAAAGUUUUAUUCCAAACUGGGUGAUGAUGUAAGCAUCUCUGAAAUGUUGUUUUCUACUUCCCUUGUUGCUCUUGUAGGUGCUGACCAUCAACAUACCUGCAAGAAUCUCAGGCUGAUCAAUACAAAAAGAGAAAAUACGAUAUGUGAACUCAAUUUCUACAGUGCUAUCCUGACGGUCAAGAUGAACAGAAAACGAUUGAUUGUUGUCCUUAAGGAUCAGCUCUUUGUGUAUGAUAUCAGUAAUAUGAAAUUACUGCAUACAAUGGACAUUAUACCCAAUCCAUUAGCUAUUUGUGCCCUAUCUUCUUCGACAGAGCAUUGUUAUUUAGCAUGCCAACCAUUACAUCCUUCUAGUACAAACACAGCAAAUGGCAGUGGAGAUCUUGAAGUGUAUGAUGCGAACACCAUGUCAUUGGCUAACAUAGUGCAAGCUCAUAAAUCCCCUAUUAGUUGUGUUGUUAUGAACACAAAAGGAAACCUCAUUGCCACUGCCAGUGAAAAAGGAACAAUGAUUCGUGUGUUUUCUAUUCCAAAUGCCAACAAAAUAUACCAAUUUAGACGUGGCUCUUAUGCAGCACGUAUCUAUUCUAUUUCAUUUAACUUUGUCAGUACACUUCUAUGUGUCUCGAGUGAUACAGAAACAGUUCAUAUCUUUAGAUUAUCUGAACAAGAGGGUGUUGAUCUAUUAAAGCCUAGCCAUAAGCCGAGCGGUAUGGUAGGAUCCCUCUUACCCGACCGAUGGACAGAUCUAUGGGAUGCGUCUCGUCAUUUUGCUUCACUUAAAUUACCUCAUGCCGGUGUGCGUAGUUUUGUUGGAUUAAGCAGCACCACACCUCAAGUAUUUGUAAUUACUACAGAAGGCUAUUUCUAUCAAUACAAUAUUGAUCUGGAGCAUGGUGGUGAAUGCGUCUUGUUAAAGCAACAUAGUCUGCAUGACAUAACGUAAUAUCAAAAAAGGAAACUGUGAUCUCAUUUCUGUCGGAAAUGGAAAAAUAAAGAUGUCUCUUCUUUUUGGGUAGAGAAGACCAUGCAUAUGAUUGGUUGACCAAUUUUAUAAAUAUAUAUUUUUUUGAUUAUCCUCAA
Messenger RNA from Gilbertella persicaria, 1259 nucleotides. RefSeq names its product WD40 repeat-like protein. The coding region runs from base 31 to 1122 and encodes 363 amino acids. NCBI's taxonomy places the organism in Eukaryota, Fungi, Mucoromycota, Mucoromycetes, Mucorales, Choanephoraceae. Gene Ontology annotation, cellular component: fungal-type vacuole membrane; phagophore assembly site membrane; extrinsic component of membrane. Gene Ontology annotation, biological process: nucleophagy; protein lipidation; protein localization to phagophore assembly site. Gene Ontology annotation, molecular function: phosphatidylinositol-3,5-bisphosphate binding; protein binding; phosphatidylinositol-3-phosphate binding. The transcript is spliced from 6 exons. The record is from RefSeq and is a predicted model, not a curated record.